GGUUAGUUUGAAGAGGGCAGGCUUUCCAGCGUUUACCAGCGCUCCCCCGCUUCCCUUCAUUUCAGCAUCUGAGGCAAAUACUUUAAAAUUCACUCAGUGGACCUAAAAGAAUAACCUGGACAAUAAGUGGAAACACAAAGGGGAAGAGCAACAGCCAGAGCUUCGAAAGUGUCUGAAGUCCAUCGGGAAAAAGAAAAGGAUUUCUCUCUGGUGAGGCUUUCUGGGCUCAGAGUGAUAUGGCUGGCACUCUCUGCAAGCUCGCAGCACACAUCCCUUGCGUGUGGAUCGUCCUCAUACUUUUCGACCCCAGCUCGCAAACUGGGGCUGUAGCAGGACAUAGAGAACCCAUUCCAGAUGACAGCAAAGACAACAUCACCAUCUUCACUCGAAUCUUGGACCGCCUACUGGACGGUUACGACAACAGAUUGCGCCCCGGACUUGGCGAGAGUGUGACUGAAGUGAGAACAAACAUCUAUGUGACAAGCUUCGGGCCAGUAUCUGACACCGAUAUGGAGUACACGAUUGAUGUGUUCUUCCGCCAGAGCUGGAGGGACGAGAGGCUGAAGUUCGAUGGGCCUAUGCAGGUCCUUCCACUUAACAACCUUCUUGCCAGCAAGAUUUGGACUCCUGACACUUUCUUCCACAAUGGGAAGAAGUCAGUCGCCCACAAUAUGACCACACCCAAUAAACUUCUGCGACUGGUGGACAAUGGAACGCUUCUCUACACAAUGAGGUACGACAUGCUCAGACCAACAAAAUUCUUAAUAGUCAUAAGAGUUUGA
Molecule: messenger RNA, 782 nt
Organism: Triplophysa rosa
Lineage: Eukaryota; Metazoa; Chordata; Actinopteri; Cypriniformes; Nemacheilidae
Gene: gabra3
Product: gamma-aminobutyric acid type A receptor subunit alpha3
Exons: 5
Coding region: 237-782 (181 amino acids)
Biological process (GO): monoatomic ion transmembrane transport; synaptic transmission, GABAergic; nervous system process
Cellular component (GO): neuron projection; dendrite membrane; synapse
Molecular function (GO): benzodiazepine receptor activity; inhibitory extracellular ligand-gated monoatomic ion channel activity; transmitter-gated monoatomic ion channel activity involved in regulation of postsynaptic membrane potential
Source: RefSeq, a predicted model, not a curated record